AUGAACUUGACAGAAUUACUCAAUAGGCAACGUCGUAGCGAGCCUACAAUCCUCUUGGGAUUAAAAAUCUUUACAAUGAUUAUGCUUAUAACUUGCUUGACAGGCUACCUCACUGUUGUGAUAAUUGACGUUAAACAAGAUGCUCCAAUUAUCAAAACUUCUUUUAUUGACGUUGAUGGCGUACCUCCUCCAAGUUUGCAUUUUGGUGCUAGUUAUAAUUUCAGCAUCACUACAUGUAAUCAAUAUUAUUACGUCAAUGGGGUUUUUAGCUAUCUUAAUUGUUCACCAGAUGACAUAAAUGCUUAUUACGAUCAGGAAACCAAACUAUAUUAUGUAACUUAUUAUCCAUCACCAGAUGUCAUAUUUAAUAGUUCAUUAAAUGGAGUAGGUUUAAUAAUGUCUGUUAACGAAGAAAUUCAAGUUGGUAAAACAUCGUUUAUAAACUUGAUUGCUUUUGAUUCAGAAUAUGAUAUAUUUAAUAAGAAAUUAAACGAAUUUACUGUCUAUGACAGUUCAAUUCGUACAUUAAAUAGGUAUUCAAUAGAGCCAGCUCAGUCUUACGAUUUUGCAUAUUCUCGUAUUGUUAGAGAUAUAAUGGUACCAAGUUGGAUGAAUGAUUUUGGUGUUCCUCCAAAUUAUGACCAGAAAUCAAAUAUUGAAUCUACUUUACUUGGAGGACCAUUGCCGGAUAAAUCGAUGACUGAAAUAUUAUCAUUCAGUAUAGAACCUAAGAGCUAUAGUGUCAUUCAAGUAGAUAAGGAAUACUUAAGCGGUUUAGGUUUAAUGGGAGGUGCGUGGGGAUUAACAGUAGCAGUAUACACAUUUCUUUUUGGUGCUGAUACGUUGCGACCAUGGGGAGCCGUACAAUUAUACUGUUGCGGAUUUUCUCGAUUAACACGAAAAAAGCUUAAAACUACUUUACCAACUAUUCCAUUUUUUGACACAAUGGAUCUUAAUACUAAAAAUCAUCCUUCAAGACAUGCACUUUCUUUAGCUGAACAAAAUGAAUUAAUUUUAGCAAGAAUUGAUAGUUUAGAAUUAUUUUUACAAGAAUAUGUUGUUGAUGUACGUUAUUUAGACGGUCUUCGGGAUGGAUUACCCACAACUAACAUUAUGAAUAAUCUUAAUAACCAUGGGGUACAAAAUUUGAAAGAAUUUGAUAGUACAAGUACAACGAAUUCUACGGUUUCUACAGUUACGCAACAACAAGAUUUUGUUUCAGCAAAUUUCACUCAAAAUUCAACAUAUAAUAAUUUCACUACAAUCAAGUAUGACUAA
Molecule: messenger RNA, 1278 nt
Organism: Rhizophagus irregularis DAOM 181602=DAOM 197198
Lineage: Eukaryota; Fungi; Glomeromycota; Glomeromycetes; Glomerales; Glomeraceae
Source: RefSeq, a predicted model, not a curated record